This is a messenger RNA of Pistacia vera, 2688 nucleotides long. Its product is annotated as glutamine-dependent NAD(+) synthetase-like. The record is from RefSeq and is a predicted model, not a curated record. Gene Ontology annotation, biological process: NAD+ biosynthetic process; intracellular protein transport. Gene Ontology annotation, cellular component: cytoplasm. Bases 1 to 2472 code for a protein of 823 amino acids. Gene Ontology annotation, molecular function: NAD+ synthase (glutamine-hydrolyzing) activity; ATP binding; small GTPase binding. NCBI's taxonomy places the organism in Eukaryota, Viridiplantae, Streptophyta, Magnoliopsida, Sapindales, Anacardiaceae. The transcript is spliced from 14 exons.
AUGCACAAGCAGUGGAUGGCACUGUCCAAGCAAGCAGAAAAAAACCUAAAACAAUAUCAGGAGCAAAAUCUUCCUGGCUUUUUACUUGCCCUUGCUGGGGAAUUGGCUAAUGACGAGAAGCCUGUUGAGAGUCGUAAAUUAGCAGGUUUGAUCCUCAAAAAUGCAUUGGAUGCCAAAGAACAACAUCGGAAGUUUGAGCUCCUUCCAGCUCACACCAAGCAGGCCACCCUUGAAACUCUUGGGUAUAUCUGUGAAGAAGUUUCCUCGAUGUGGUGGCAGGAUCAUGUAAAUAAGAUACUUACAGCUGUAGUUCAGGGUAUGAGCAAUUCUGAGAGUAACAAUGAUGUAAGGCUUGCUGCUACACGAGCACUGUAUAAUGCUCUUGGUUUUGCUCAGGCAAACUUCUCAAAUGACAUGGAACGUGACUACAUCAUGAGAGUUGUCUGCGAGGCUACUCUUUCUCCAAAAUGGGAGUGUUUGAAAGAAAUACUGGUAGGUGAUUGGACAGAUGGAAUACUAUGCAGCAUAGGAAUGCCUGUGAUUAAAGGAUCAGAGCGUUAUAAUUGUCAAGUUAUGUGUUUGAAUAGGAAAAUUAUCAUGAUCCGCCCCAAAUUGUGGCUUGCAAAUGAUGGAAAUUACCGGGAACUUCGAUGGUUUACGGCAUGGAAGCAAAAAGACCAGCUGGUGGACUUCCAGCUCCCAAAUGAAAUUUCUGAGGCUUUGUCUCAGAAAUCGGUGCCUUUUGGUUAUGGGUUCCUUCAGUUUUUAGACACAGCUGUUGCUGUAGAAGUUUGUGAAGAGCUUUUUACUCCUGUUCCCCCUCAUGCUGACCUUGCAUUGAAUGGAGUUGAAGUGUUUAUGAACGCCAGUGGAAGUCACCACCAAUUAAGAAAGCUUGAUUAUCGCAUUCGUUCUUUUAUAAGUGCUACUCAAUCUCGUGGAGGGGUUUACAUGUACAGUAAUCAACAAGGAUGCGAUGGUGGCCGCCUCUAUUUUGAUGGAUGUUCUUGUGUUGUUGUAAAUGGAGAUAUGAUUGCUCAAGGCUCACAAUUUUCAUUAAAAGAUGUGGAGGUUGUGGUUGCACAAGUAGAUCUAGAUGCGGUUGCUAGCCUGAGAGGAUCCAUAAGUAGUUUUCAGGAGCAAGCAAGUUGCAAAACCAGAAUAGCAUCUGUGGCGGUGCCGUACAGUCUAUGUCAAUCUUUUAACCUGAAAAUGUCACUUUCGAGUCCACUUCAGAUUGUGUAUCACCCUCCCGAGGAGGAAAUAGCCUUUGGGCCUGGUUGUUGGCUGUGGGACUAUUUAAGAAGAAGUGGAGCUUCUGGAUUCUUGCUUCCCCUUUCUGGUGGAGCUGAUAGCUCCUCUGUGGCUGCUAUUGUUGGAUGCAUGUGCCAACUUGUUGUAAAAGAGAUUGCAAAUGGGGACGAACAAGUCAAAGCUGAUGCAAUACGAAUUGGACAUUAUACUGAUGGACAGUUUCCUACUGACAGCAAGGAAUUCGCAAAACGAAUUUUUUAUACAGUCUAUAUGGGGUCUGAAAACAGUUCUGAAGAAACAAGGAUGCGUGCAAAGAAGCUAGCGGAUGAGAUUGGCUCAUGGCACCUUGAUGUUUGCAUAGACAGUGUUGUUUCUGCUCUUCUAUCUUUAUUUCAAACACUUACUGGAAAGCGGCUACGUUAUAAGGUAGAUGGGGGAUCUAACAUUGAGAACCUGGGAUUGCAAAACAUUCAAGCUCGAAUCAGAAUGGUGCUGGCAUUUAUGUUAGCAUCACUGUUGCCUUGGGUUCAUAAUAAACCAGGGUUUUAUCUGGUAUUGGGUAGUUCCAAUGUGGAUGAAGGCUUACGUGGUUAUCUGACAAAGUAUGAUUGCAGCUCAGCAGAUAUAAAUCCCAUUGGAAGCAUUAGUAAACAGGAUUUGCGACAAUUUCUACGAUGGGCUGCGGCCCAUCUCGGUUACUCUUCCUUAGCAGAAAUUGAAGCAGCUCCACCUACCGCUGAAUUAGAGCCCAUACGUUCAAACUACAGCCAGCUGGAUGAAGUAGACAUGGGAAUGACAUAUGAGGAACUCUCAGUGUAUGGAAGGUUACGGAAAAUUUUCCGAUGUGGUCCAGUAUCAAUGUUCAAGAAUCUCUGCUACAGAUGGGGUGCAAGAUUAACCCCAUCAGAGGUGGCUGAUAAAGUCAAAUACUUCUUCAAGUACUAUUCCAUUAAUCGACACAAAAUGACUGUAUUAACUCCUUCGUAUCACGCCGAGAGUUAUUCACCAGAGGAUAACAGGUUUGAUCUGCGACAAUUUCUCUACAAUGCGAGAUGGCCAUACCAAUUUCGCAAGAUUGAUCAGCUUGUUAAGGAGUUGGAUGGUGAGAAAAUUCCUUUUAAAGAAGCUAGUGAACAGGAGCUGAUGGUUGCGGCAUCAGCUGUUGGUGGGAUGGGAGUUGUGGCAGCAGGUUCAGGCAACCCAAAAGCUGGUCACUAGUUCAAAUAGAGCUUCAUUUAUGUUUGAUUAAAUGCAGACAAAUGUCUCUAAUUGAUUUUUUUGUUAAGUUAUAAAAUAUGUAAUAGUAGAAUAAAAGGUUCAUUGAUAUAUUUCAAUGAAUAAAGCAUCCACGUAAAACAGGAGCAUUUCGGCUUCUUCUUUUAGUUAAAAUGUAUAUUGAUUGUUUAUUCCAUCCAAGUGAAAAUCUUCACUCCA